Messenger RNA from Glycine soja, 2819 nucleotides. RefSeq lists its product as uncharacterized. The transcript is spliced from 4 exons. Bases 178 to 2226 code for a protein of 682 amino acids. NCBI's taxonomy places the organism in Eukaryota, Viridiplantae, Streptophyta, Magnoliopsida, Fabales, Fabaceae. The record is from RefSeq and is a predicted model, not a curated record.
UCAAUUUGUCUCAAACGACACAAACUCUGUAAUUUGGUUGAUAGGGCACGAGCUUUAUUGAAAUGUUUGCUGGAUGUUGCUGUUGAAAGUGUUUUUGAGACUCGUUUAAAGGAUUCAAAGUCUCCAGUGGCAGCCAACAUUUCUCAAAGCUCUGUAACAUAUCCAACCUGCAGUAAAAUGACUUCAGUGAAGGAAGAGCAGCCUCAGUUGAAAUUACUAUCAAAGAAAGAACUGCCAGAGCUGUCGAAGUUUUGCAUCUCUGAUGAUGGAGGAACAAAAUGUAACACACUAUGCAGCAUAGGUGAGGAAAGCAGUGUGAUGCAACAGAAUUCAGUCAAGGAAACAAAUCUACCUAAUGACAAUGGCAUUUUUCCCAACAUAGAGAGUAAUCUUAACAAGCAACAGCAUAAUGAUGUAAAUGCUUUAUAUGGCGAUGGUGAGAACACAGAAGAAUCAUUACAAAUGUUUGAUGCAAAAGCUGGUGAGCAAAAUGAAGAGAAUAAUAUGUCAUUGCAGAGUAGAAUUCAAGAAGCUCAAAGUGAUUCUAAUGCUGCCAAACAGGUUGAACAUCCGGAUCAAAAGGGUGAUUUCUCUGAUGAUUUGGUUAAUGCAAUCAAAAGAAUUGAGUCCCGGAUUUUGGCUUUCCAACUUUGUUCAAAUUUAAGUGGUUCCACUAAGAACAGUGCAGGUCUUCAUACUACACAUGAGGCAGCAAAUUCAGACUGUCCUGUAAUAAAGAGAAACAAUGGGGCUUCAGGAAGUCAGAUGAAUAGUGGAAAGUCCCUCUUGGAUGGACGUAGGUUGGUGAAUCAGAAGACAUGUAAUGAAAGUUCUAAGGGUGAAAAUUCUAUUUCAUCAAAUGCAUUAGUGGAACCCUUUUGUGCUGUAAAUGGAUCAUUGAGUCAGAGUCAGAUGGCAAAUCAGAAUCGUUGGCAUCAUAAUGGUGCAGAAUCUGCAAAGAGCAUUGAUAUACCACAGCAGAUUGGUACCAAGCAGGCAUCGGUAGGAGAGUGGUUGAGAAGUCGGAAUAGGAUUCAAAAUUCAGUACAAAACAUAGCUAUGAUAGAUAGAGUUAAGUCACUGAAAAGGUUAGUUAGCGGUGAUGCCUAUUUUGGGAGUCAAGCUAGUGAGUGUAUUCAAGGUUUGAGGGUCCCUUUGAAUCAAGAUGAGCAUACUAAGAAGCACUCUAUGUUAGUAAGUAAAACAAACAGGGAAAGUAUGGUCCGUUUAAAUCCAGUGGCUUGGUCAAAGACUGAUCAGAAUCGGAAGGAAAAGGGUUCUGAAUCUUCCUAUGCACAGAAGUUAGCAGGAUCAGAGGCCCUUAUUUCAGGGAGAGAAAAGCCACCACUUCAUCAGAUGGUAAUGAAGCCAACUCUAUUGGACCAGAGAUCCAGUAAGAUUAAGGUAAGUUCCCAUGAACACAGAGACUCUCGAGUUUUGGACAGAAGAAUAACUCAUAAGACUGGCCAUCUUGAACCACGGAAGACAAGGGUUCUACCACAAGAUCAUAAACUGGAGGAGGCAAACUCAAACUCUGACUCUUUUCGCUUGAGUUCUUGGCAAGGCAGUGCCAAUAGUAGUAGUGACUCUGAGGACUACUCUUUGCCAGAUGGAACACAGUAUCCCUCAUCCGCAAUGAUGGUGGAUUCAGCAUAUGAGGGAAGUUCAGAAGAGAGCAACAACUCAUAUCUCAAGAAGGAAGGUGGUACUUCUCGUAGAUUUGGCAGUUUCAAACCAUAUAGACAUCACCGCGAAAGAAAUCCUAAGGAAACAGUUGGAAGACUAAGGAGGCUGAAAAAUAAGUUAGGACUAAUCUUUCACCACCACCACCACCAUCACCAUUACCAUCAUCAUGAUGAUGAUGUUCAUGGUCAUAGACAUACUAUGUGGAAUCAGUUGCAGAAUGUCUUCCACCAUAAAGUCAAGCAUGGGGUGACAACAAAUAAAGUAGACAAGACAAGGAGAGGGGCUGUUGCAAGAGUGUUGCCUCAGAGAAACCAUGUCGGGCAGUUUCAUAGACUUGCGGAAGGGGUCCUGAGACACAUCCGGCAUUCAAAGAAACCAAAUCCUUUCAAGCUUGAUGGGAUGAAACAGUUAAGGAAUGGACAUUCUCAGAAGAAGCUGCGUUGGUGGCAAAACCUUCGACCGCACCGGAGAGUGAGGCUGAAAAAGAAAGGCCGAGUUAAAAUGGGGUUUAUGAGCCAAAAAUCACUAAAGAACUAUUGAGUUUGGGUGCACGUUGGAAUUUCUCACCUUGCAUCUACCUUCUUCUGGCUCAUGGUAUUCAAGCUCCUAUCAGAUAUGCAGAAGAGGUAUAUCCUCUGAUUUUUCUUCAAUUUUGGCUCUGUCGAAUGGACGCUUGUGAUGCUUGAAAUUCAAUAGAUAUGGACCUGGUGAUGCAGGAUUUUGUUAGUGACUGCAUGGUGAUUCUGCAUUUUCUGGUGGAGAAAGGAAUAAAAGUACACAUGCUUAAUUUUGAGGAUCAUGUGUAUAAGCUGUUGCUUGAAGGCUGGGUUUCAUUGAUUGCAAAGGAACCAGAACCAGAAAACAAAGGGUAACAUAAGAUGGGUGAAGAAUUCUUUGAUGGGAGAAUGUAAUCCUCUUUCUGCCUUGAAAUUCAUGGCUAUAUUUGAUGGAAACCAAGGAGAUUGAAGUUGUGUGUAUAAGGUUUCUACUAGGUUUGGUUUACAUGUGCAGCAGUUCAUGUAAUAUUGGAACCACAAUUAUUAUCACUGUUUGAUGAAUUGUAUGUUUUAAAAUUGCAUGUAUUAUAUGAUGAAAGUCUUUGAUGAAAAUAUUGCGUGUAGGUUAUUUGGUUU